Molecule: messenger RNA, 2215 nt
Organism: Bufo bufo (common toad)
Lineage: Eukaryota; Metazoa; Chordata; Amphibia; Anura; Bufonidae
Gene: HAL
Product: histidine ammonia-lyase
Exons: 20
Coding region: 89-2083 (664 amino acids)
Biological process (GO): L-histidine catabolic process
Cellular component (GO): cytoplasm
Molecular function (GO): histidine ammonia-lyase activity
Source: RefSeq, a predicted model, not a curated record
CUAAUGAAAUGUCAGUUUAGGCAGCAAAGCUAAUUCUGAGCAUCACCUUUUGCCCCCAGCCUGAGGAGCUGCAUCUUUACCAAGAAAUAUGCCAAGAUACACAGUGCAUGUGCGAGGAGAAUGGCUGUCAUUGCCUUGUAAAGAUUCCUCAAAAACUAUCAGAUGUCUGGGUAAGGAAGCACUGAGGAGGUACAUCAAAAAUAAGCCUGAUAAUGGAGGCUUUGUAACUCUGGAGAACGUGACGUUUAACCUGCGGAGAUGUAAAGGCUUGGGCUUACUGGACCUAGAUGACAAACUAGAAGAUGCAUUGGAGGAUAACGAGUUUGUGGAAGUUGUUGUGGAAGGCGAUGUGAUGUCUCCAGAUUUUAAUCCAUCUCAGCCUGAGGGUGCCCAUUUAUAUAGCAAAUAUAAAGAGCCUGAGCAGUAUAUUGAAAUGGAUGGAGAGAGUCUGACAACAGGGGAUUUGCUCAACCUAGGAAAAGGACUCUAUAAAAUAAAGCUUACCGCAGAGGCUGCACAGAGAGUGAAGCAGUCCAGACUUCUUAUCGAAAGCAUUGUGAAUGAGAAAAAAGUGGUGUAUGGAAUUACUACAGGAUUUGGGAAGUUUGCUCGCACUGUAAUCCCAGUCAGCCGGCUGAAUGAUCUCCAAGUCAACCUUGUUCGUUCCCAUUCAGCAGGUGUUGGAAAGCCCCUAAGUCCUAACCGUACACGUAUGCUUUUGGCUUUGAGAAUCAAUGUCUUAGCAAAAGGAUAUAGUGGCGUUUCACCGGAGACACUUCAACAAGCAAUUGACGCAUUUAAUGCUUGUUGCUUGCCAUACAUCCCUGAAAAAGGAACUGUUGGAGCUAGUGGAGAUCUUGCUCCUUUAUCUCAUCUUGCUUUGGGCUUAAUAGGAGAAGGAAAGAUGUGGUCACCUAAAAGUGGCUGGGCUGAUGCUAAAUAUGUUCUUGAGGCUCAUGGAUUAAAACCAGUGUCUUUGAAACCAAAAGAGGGUUUAGCUCUCAUCAAUGGUACGCAGAUGAUCACAUCGCUAGGCUGUGAGGCUGUGGAGAGAGCCAAUGCAAUUGCCAAGCAAGCAGAUAUUAUUGCUGCUCUCACGUUGGAAGUGCUAAAGGGAACUACAAGAGCCUUUGAUUCUGAUAUCCACAGAUUAAGACCUCAUCCUGGCCAGGUGGAGGUGGCUUUUCGGUUUAGAUCACUUCUAGAUUCGGAUCACCAUCCUUCAGAGAUAGCUGAAAGUCACAGAUUUUGUGACCGGGUUCAAGAUGCUUAUACACUACGCUGCUGCCCUCAGGUUCAUGGUGUGGUGAACGAUACCAUUGACUUUGUUAGGAACAUAAUUUCAACAGAAAUUAACAGUGCUACAGACAAUCCUAUGGUUUUUGCAGAAAGAGGAGAAACCAUUUCAGGGGGAAACUUUCAUGGUGAAUAUCCUGCAAAGGCCUUGGAUUAUCUUGCCAUUGGGGUGCAUGAACUUGCCUCAAUUAGUGAGAGAAGGAUUGAAAGACUCUGUAAUCCGUCCCUCAGUGAAUUACCAGCAUUUUUAGUCACUGAGGGGGGGUUAAACUCCGGCUUCAUGAUCGCCCAUUGUACAGCUGCUGCACUUGUUUCUGAAAAUAAAGCUUUGUGUCACCCAUCCUCAGUGGACUCCCUCUCCACAAGUGCUGCCACUGAAGACCAUGUAUCUAUGGGAGGCUGGGCAGCAAGGAAAGCUUUGAGAGUUAUUGAACACGUGGAACAUGUGCUGGCUAUUGAGCUUCUUGCCGCCUGCCAGGGGAUUGAAUUUCUACGCCCUCUUAAAACGACCACUCCAUUGGAGAAAGUCUAUGACCUUGUUCGCUCUGUUGUUAGGCCUUGGAUGAAGGACCGCUUCAUGGCUCCAGACAUCGAGGCAGUUCACAGAUUACUUGUUGAUGAAAAGGUUUGGCUUGUGGCAGAACCAUAUAUUGAGAAAUAUAGAAUGGAGCACAUUCCUGAAUCCAGACCAGUUUCACCUACAGCUUUCUCUGUGGAUUCAAUGAACUUGAGCAACUCCUCUGUACAUGACCACCGGGACCAUCCUGGCAAUCACAAUGAAUCUUAGACUACCCUAAUUUGAAUACCAUAAAACCAUAGCUUACUCAUGGCGCUUGUAGUCGAGCUCCAUCGGUGCAGAUCAGAAACCUGAGAUGUUAAGAUAACAUUUGUAACAUAGAUGAAAGUCCUAAAAUGAAGC